CACUCUCGCGCACCGUUCGACCCGUGCUCUGCCUCUGCUACUCUCUCCGCACACGCACACCCACCCCGCAAGCCCUCAGUCGCAAUGCCUUCCCGCGCCUUCCUCCCCGUCCUCGCGCUCGCGUGGGUCUUCAGCGUCGUCUGCCUCGGUCUCUCGGCCAAGAUCAUCAAGGACGGCACGGCGUGGCCGCAGGAGCUGAGGAACGUCAUGAUCCUCAACGUCUUCGCCUGGUCGUGGAACACCCUCUUCACGACCGUCCUCGUCAUCGGUACCGCCCUCGCGGCGCACACCCGCUACUUCUCGGGCGGCAUGCAGUUCGUCGUCCUCUUCCUCGGCUUCAUCCUGUCGAUUGCCGCCAUCGGCGAGUACUCGGGAAUCGUCAACACCAAGGGCUACAUGGGCGGCGUCUCGUCGUCGCUCGCCAAGGCGUACCACGGCCUCGGCUUUGUCGGCGCCUUCAUCCUGUUCGGCGCGACCGUCUACGCUCUCCUGUCGCACAUCGCCAGCAAGGCGACCCAGCCGGCGCCCAAGAAGGAGGAGGAGGUCCACUUCUAAGCGGCUCGACCUGCCGAUCUCUUCCUUUCUGCAUCUUUCGUCGUCGUCGUGACGAGGCGCCGCACCUUUGGCGACUCGACUCGACUCGGCGUCCCUCGCGUUUUGGCCCCCUCCCCCCCUGGCGACGCGCGCCCUCUCCUUCUCCCCCGCCCCGACGCAGUACCCGAGCGGGCUAAUUACCCAACAGCAUGAGCGACCCCCACUUCAUCUGCUUCACCUCUGUCUAUGCACCCCCUCCCCAGUUCUCGCUCGUUGAAACGCCGGUCGGCUCGACUUCUUUCUCUU
Messenger RNA from Rhodotorula graminis WP1, 840 nucleotides. RefSeq lists its product as uncharacterized. The transcript has 5 exons. The annotation marks the transcript as partial. The record is from RefSeq and is a predicted model, not a curated record. Lineage: Eukaryota; Fungi; Basidiomycota; Microbotryomycetes; Sporidiobolales; Sporidiobolaceae.